Pristis pectinata (smalltooth sawfish) is the source of this 769-nucleotide messenger RNA. RefSeq names its product arginine vasopressin induced 1 (gene avpi1). The record is from RefSeq and is a predicted model, not a curated record. NCBI's taxonomy places the organism in Eukaryota, Metazoa, Chordata, Chondrichthyes, Rhinopristiformes, Pristidae. The transcript has 2 exons. Bases 79 to 522 code for a protein of 147 amino acids.
GGCUGCAAGCGGGUGGGAGCGGAGCGGAGCAGAGCAGAGCGAACUGGAGGCCGUUUGCCAGCGCUGGACGCUUGCAGAAUGGAGCCGUACCCUGCUCCGUGCCCCGUCUGCCCGGCAUGGUUUGGAAGCAGGUGGGAGCGCAAGUCCAGGAAGAAGGCAUCGGCCAACAUAUUCCAGGACGUGGACCUGGGACAGUUGCAAGCGCUGUUCAGGAAGAGCGGCGAUGAGAACGCCGAGGAGCGGGCGAGGAUCAUCUGGGAGCGAGAGAAGCAGGGGGAACAUGACGUUACCCAGGCUCUGAUGGAGCUGAAGUCGAAGAAGACUCAGUUCUUUUUCCAGCACAACAAAAGUGGCGCAGAGUUUUUGGGACUGAUAUGGCUCAAAGCCUUUAACAAACUGCGCAUCAAGGAUCGAGAGUGGGGUUGUGAGUUCGAAUCCAGCGGCGUCGUGGAACGAUCGCAGAGAAGCAAGAUGAAGCGAAAGAGAUUAAUCGCAAAGAGGUCGCUCAGGAACCUGCUGUAAAACGGGAACUGUCACUACCGGCUGCUGCAUCAACUUCAUGAACACCUACAUGCAAACUACUGGGGAAAUGAACCUUGUGUAUUAAUAUUCCGUUUCUACUGCCAAACGUUUGUCCAUGUUGCUUUUGUGAUUUUUUUAAUUUAAAAUUCUGAACACUAAAACCGUCUUUUCAAAUGACCAAUUUCAUUCCGUUUUAUAGAAAAAAAAUUGUCUUCUGCAUUUCAAUAAAUUUGUGUCAUUAAUAAAA